UGUUACAGUCUGAAGUUCUCGGCAACAACAGGUACUUUUUCAGUUAUGGACAGUAGACCGAGUCGGGGACGCGGUGGUCAUUGGAAAAGAGGAGGUGGAACUGGCGGUGCAAGUGACACCGGCAUUUCGGGAGAGCACAGGGGUCGCGGGAGAGGUGGCCCCCAUCGUGGAAGAGGCAAACGGGAUCAUCACAGAGGAAGAGGACGAUAUAAUGGCCCUCCUGCAGACUUCAGACGGAAUCAAGAUGAUCAUGACAACAAAGAAAACUUUGAGGAGGAGGAGGAGGAAAACAUCACAUUCUCUCGACGAAAGCUGGAGUCCAACUGGGACCGUUAUCAGGAGUCUGAGAAAGAAGAAAUAAAUGAAGACGUUCCUACACAGCGAGGAAUGGAUUAUCAUGUUCUCCUCACUUCAGCUG
Molecule: messenger RNA, 418 nt
Organism: Xyrauchen texanus (razorback sucker)
Lineage: Eukaryota; Metazoa; Chordata; Actinopteri; Cypriniformes; Catostomidae
Product: cell death regulator Aven-like
Exons: 2
Biological process (GO): negative regulation of G2/M transition of mitotic cell cycle
Source: RefSeq, a predicted model, not a curated record